Carlito syrichta (Philippine tarsier) is the source of this 1005-nucleotide messenger RNA. RefSeq names its product SLAM family member 9 (gene SLAMF9). Gene Ontology annotation, biological process: T cell activation. NCBI's taxonomy places the organism in Eukaryota, Metazoa, Chordata, Mammalia, Primates, Tarsiidae. Gene Ontology annotation, cellular component: external side of plasma membrane. The record is from RefSeq and is a predicted model, not a curated record.
AUGGCUGCAUUGGGCAGAUGGCAGAUGUUCACACAAACUUCAGAGACUGCCAAGUUUCAAAGCCAAGGAACCUCCUCCUCACAUAGUCUUCUUCACAGUCCUGGGGGCCAGUGGGUCCCGGUCGGUCCUCCUGGGGCUGCUGACCUGGGGGCCCUUCACUGGCUUCCUCUUCUCCUGCUGCUCCAGGAGGCCAAAGGGGGCCCUGGAGAUGGUGUGGAUCCUGAGGAGGUGGUAGCCAUCCUUCAGGAGUCUGCCGACCUCCCCCUGGAAAUCCCACUGGAUGAAGAGCUUGAGAGCAUCAUCUGGUCCUCCCAUAAAAGGCUGGCAACUGUGGUGCCAGGGAGGGAAGGACAGCCGGCUACCAUCACGGUGACCAAUCCACAAUACCAGGAUUGAGUGAGUUUCCUGGACCCCAGCUACUCCCUGCACAUCAGCAAUCUGAGCUGAGAGGACACGGGGCUUUACCAAGCUCAAGUCAACCUGAGGACAUCCCAGGUCGCUGCCAUGCAGCACUACAAUCUGUGUGUCUACCGACGGCUGUGGGAGCCUCACAUCACUGUGAACCCUGAGGUCUCUGGGGAAGGCACCUGUAAGAUGUCCCUGAUGUGUUCUGUGGAGAAGGCAGACGUGGGCAUAACCUAAAGCUGGCUGUCCUGGGGGGACAGCGCUGACACAGCCCAUGAAGGCCCUGUCCUCAGCACAACCUGGAGACCUGGGGACAACACACUCUCCUACACCUGCAGGGCCAGCAACACCAUCAGCAACAUCAGUUCUCAUCCCAUCCCUGCAGGGCCCUUCUGUGCAGGUCCUGGCUAUCCUUUUGGGAAGCCCUCACCAGACUUCUGCCUCCUGGCCAAGGGACGGCUUUUCUUCUUGUUCUUGAUCAUUCUGGCUGUGGGACUGUCCCGAGUCCAGAAAAGAUACAAAAUGCCAAGGAUGAAGAGACUCAGGAGAAACAGAAUGAAACUGAGGAAGAAGGGGAAGCCUGGCCCCAGGCCUGCCUGA